Messenger RNA from Onychostoma macrolepis, 1401 nucleotides. RefSeq names its product pleckstrin homology domain containing B1 (gene plekhb1). Gene Ontology annotation, cellular component: membrane. The transcript is spliced from 5 exons. Gene Ontology annotation, biological process: regulation of cell differentiation. Lineage: Eukaryota; Metazoa; Chordata; Actinopteri; Cypriniformes; Cyprinidae. The record is from RefSeq and is a predicted model, not a curated record. Bases 61 to 609 code for a protein of 182 amino acids.
AAAAAAAAAGGCUAUGGAAAUGGAGACAGAUAAUCAAUAAUAAUAUAGAUUUUUAUUAUUAUGUUAUUAAAAACUUUCACAGGUUCAGUCCUCAAACGCUGGAAGCUGAACUGGUGUGACCUGUGGAUAGAUGGGAGCUUUGUUUUUUACAAAACUGAAUCCAGAAGAGACUACGAGGCCAAAGUGAAUCUGAAGGCCACCUGUGUGAAUGUGAAGUCUGGACUGGAGUGUCCAAAUGUAUGUCCACCUGAGAGUCACCCCAGAGAGAAUCUGCUGGUUGUUUUUCUGAGGGAUGGUAACUUGCUGAUCCUGUGUGCCAACAGUGAAGAUGAGGCACUGGCCUGGAAACUCACACUCAUGGAGGCAAAAAGAAAUCCUGUUUUCACAUACAAUCCUUAUGACGAUACAUACCAGACUGUUCCAAUUAACAGUCAUAAUGCGGUUUACAUCAUGCCAAGUACGGGUAGUGGAGGGACUCAGCAUGUCUGGGUACACCGAGACUCUCAUGACGAUGGUUUCGGAGAGCAGAUUGCGUUGGGCCUCCUGGCUGGAAUGGCUGCAGGUGCAGCAAUGCGUUCACUUCUAUGGAUGCCCUUCUGGUUCUGCUGAGGACCGGUCAGAUGGCUGGAUGAUCACUAGAAAGAGUGAGAGAACAGACUGGAAGAGCCGCCCAUAAACUUCAGCCACAGCAUAUGCUCUUGCUCCUGCAUAUAAAUAUGUAAAUAUGAGAAUAGCUGCAGCUGACUUAAACUCAUGAAGCGGUUAAUCAGUGUGCAAAGGAGUGAUUCUUCUUUUUUCAUUGUUUACAGUCUAAAGAAAACAGUCCUAUUUUAGCUGCCCAAAUUUAUCAGGAUAGGAUUUAGCAACAGAUUUUUCUGUAGAACACCGAUAUAUAUCUAAAACUAAUUCUGCACAAAGCUAAAUAAUGAUUGUUUUUUCUUGCUGCUAUGAUUCUGUGUAUAGCGUACUUGUAAAGAUUUGCAAACAAGUUCAGGAUUUUGUCCAUUAUUAUGUUAUUUUUCUCAGACACAAGUUCAAGCUCCUAUCAUAAUUUUUCUAAUUAUAAAACGCUAAAGCCAAGAAUUUAUUAUUUUUCAUUGCAUGAGGUUUGGGAGUGAUCAUCAGACCAUUGAAUGCUCUUCAAAUAUGAGGAUCUUGAAAAAUCUUCUUCCAAGAGGUUAUGAUGCUGAAGUAGCAAACAAAAGCUGAAUAUAUUGAUCAAGCCUUUGAAAUACCUCAAUAAUAAAGGCAGGAUUAUGAAAUCAGUUCUCUUGACUGACCACUAGAGGCAGGCAGAGCAGCAUUUGCAUUUGUCCUGUUUAUGCUCUACUAUGCUACCUUGCAAAUAUAGUUAUUAUAAACUUUAUAUUGUUGUGCAACACUUCGGUUCAAAUAAAAUGU